This is a messenger RNA of Aspergillus pseudoviridinutans, 570 nucleotides long. RefSeq lists its product as uncharacterized. The record is from RefSeq and is a predicted model, not a curated record. The transcript is spliced from 2 exons. NCBI's taxonomy places the organism in Eukaryota, Fungi, Ascomycota, Eurotiomycetes, Eurotiales, Aspergillaceae. The coding region runs from base 1 to 570 and encodes 189 amino acids.
AUGGAGAACCAGCCUCAGGCAGAAACGAUUCCCGGGAUGCUGGUCUCUACACCGACAACCGACCAAAAAUUGGAGAUUGGCCCUCUGGUCGAACAGCUUAACCUAUACUGGAGAGACUGUCAGAAUCUUCGGUGGCACAUACAAGCGCUGCAAACCGAGCUCGGAAGGAUGCAAAGGGAGAAUACCAAACUCCAAGGUGACUACAACAAGGAACGCCACCGACAUGCGCAGACGCGCGGUGAGGUCCUCCAAUUAUAUGAUCAGUUCCAGCGUUUGAGCGGCAUGUUGUCUGGAGAAGGAGGGAGCGCCCAACCCGUUCUUUCUAUUUUCUUCGAACUGGAGGCGAGAAGCUUGUCUUUACAGCAUGCUGAAUCCGAGCUCUGCCAGUGGGUUGCCGCUUUAAGAGCGACUUGCCAGCGUGUAGAAGACAGAUAUUCCAACUCAUUGCGUGGUCAGCAGUAUUGUCCAGUUCCACCCACCCAUCAGCAACCAUAUCAGCAUUGGCAGUAUGGGCCAACCGACACGACGCGACCAGGGCCAACAGAGGCCUCGCGUGCCAGACUGAAGUGA